Molecule: messenger RNA, 2138 nt
Organism: Aethina tumida (small hive beetle)
Lineage: Eukaryota; Metazoa; Arthropoda; Insecta; Coleoptera; Nitidulidae
Product: kinesin-like protein Klp10A
Exons: 7
Coding region: 124-2031 (635 amino acids)
Biological process (GO): microtubule-based movement
Molecular function (GO): microtubule binding; ATP binding; microtubule motor activity
Source: RefSeq, a predicted model, not a curated record
CGAUAUUUCAGUAACAAAACAGUGGCAGCUGAAAUAUCGUUCUACUUUUGGUCCGUGGUACUUGACAAGGACUUCAAUUAAUUUGAUUUUAAUAUUUGAUAGUGCAAAUAAGCGCAGCUCUCAAUGGUUUUAAGUGACGACGACUCUGGAAAAGCUGUUCCUUUGGCUGAAAAUGGCCAAAGUAAGGAACGUGUAACUGAAAGACGCAAUCUCAGACGGAAUACAAUGAACAAGCCCCCUCAACACUUCAAGGACAAUGGCAAGACCCGCAGGACUAUCGGAGGGAAGAUGUUUCCGUACUUCAUAGAAGACCAACAAACUAAAAAUACGGAACGUCCUAUGCACGGAUCAACUGAACAUUGCCAUAAUGGGUUUCCUCCAGCCAGGCGCAGUACCGCUAUAUCGCCCAGAUUGAAACUGACUCCCCCGAAGACAUUGAGCCCAAGAAGGACUAGAACGCGCAGAGAAUCUGCGUUUGACUACAAAUCCGAAGCGGCCAAACGCGUUGAUAUGAUCGCGAAGUCCCGAGAUGAACGUAGGCAGAAGCAGGCCGAAGAAAGAAUUCUAAAGGAGCAGAUGAUGACCAUAGAACAUUCUACUCCAUAUUGGGAAUUCGCGCACAUGAUCGCUGAAUACAGAAAAGGUAUAGAGUUCAAGCCUUUACGUGAUACAGAUCCAGUUGUGGAAAACCAGAUUACGGUUUGUGUACGAAAGCGACCUAUGAAUCGCAGAGAAAUGAAUCGGAAGGAGGUAGAUGUAAUUAGCGUACCUACAAGAAAUCAAUUAAUUGUUCAUGAACCUAAACAUAAAGUUGAUUUAACAAAGUUUUUGGAAAAUCAACAUUUCAGGUUCGAUUACGUUUUUGAUGAAGGUUGUAGCAACGAUAUAGUUUAUAAGUUUACUGCAAAGCCUUUAGUUAAGACUAUAUUUGAAGGUGGAAUGGCCACCUGUUUCGCAUAUGGACAAACCGGUUCUGGAAAGACUCAUACCAUGGGAGGGGAGUUUAAGGGUAAAAAUCAAAAUUUUAAGAACGGCAUCUAUGGUUUGGUCGCUGUAGACGUCUUUAAGCAACUUGCUAGUGCCAAGCGUUCUAAAAUGAAUUAUGUAAUCUCGGCAAGUUUUUUCGAAAUUUAUGGUAAACUUGUAUUUGACCUACUAUCUAAGAAACAACGAUUGCGUGUAUUAGAAGACGGAAAGCAGCAAAUCCAAGUAGUGGGUCUGACUGAGAAAACUGUGGGCAAAGUUGAAGAUGUGUUAGAACUGAUACAAAAAGGAAGCAUGGAACGUACUUCUGGUCAAACAUCCAAGAACUCAAACUCGUCGAGAUCUCACGCUGUGUUCCAGAUAAUAGUUCGAAAGGCUGGUUCUAGAGUUAUUGAAGGGAAAUUUUCGUUGAUUGAUUUGGCAGGAAACGAACGAGGGGCUGAUACAUCGAAAUCAAAUCGCCAAACUCGCAUUGAAGGGGCUGAUAUUAAUAAAUCUUUGCUGGCCCUUAAGGAGUGUAUCAGAGCUUUGGGACGUAAAGGUGCUCAUUUACCAUUCAGAGGAAGUAAACUAACACAGGUCUUAAGAGAUAGUUUUAUUGGAGAAAAGUCUCGAACUUGUAUGAUUGCCCUAAUUUCACCUGGAAAUAGUUCGGUUGACCAUUCCCUCAAUACACUGAGAUAUGCUGACAGAGUUAAAGAAUUGGUCGCAAAUGAUUCGUUAGAGGAAGACCCAAUUGAUAUACCCUCUGACGAUCUAUGCGACGAUAAUGAUGCAGAUUUAGAAGAUUAUUUAAAAUCAGAUGAAACCAUGGAUAUAUCAUCCAAUGAAGAUGAAGUUUUGGAUAGUAAUCGUCAAGUCCUUGAGGCUUGCAAAUUUUUCCAUACAACUGCUUGUAAACUACUAUCCGAUUAUCAUAAGGAAGGAAUAGAUAAGAAACAAUACGCCGUAACAUGGCGUAAUCUACUAAGUGAAAUGGUAGAUAUUCAAACCGCUGCGUUGAUCAAGGCGAAUGAGUACUGUCAAUUACUUCAGGACAACAAUUAACUAUAUACUUUUUUAUUUAAUUUUUAUUAUUUUAACACAACUGUAAAUGUCUUUCUUUAUUAAUUUUUUUACAUUUUACAUUUUAAUAAAAAUUUAUAAGUAUACAA